UACACAGAGUGAAUUUUGCGCUUGUGUGUUAGACACGUCAGAUUUGAGCCAAGUACCUGGCAGGCCUAUAAUUUUUAUUCGCGGAUCAAGGUCUGUUAUCCAACACGAUGAGCAGAUUUGGUGGUUACAGUUGGAAGCACAAGCCUCCCGAUCCUGAUUCCAAAGUAGCAACCAGACAUAAAAAUUGGAGUGACAUGAUUCUUCAACAUAAAGCAUUAGUCAUUGAUAAAUGUAAGGUUGCUACAGAGCAUAAUGUUCCAUGUGUGGAUCUGGCUGCCCAUUAUACUGAACCAGUGAUCAUUCAGAGGAGCAAAGACCAGACUGAGAAAUACUAUUGUGAACAUGUGAGGUCUAUGGAUGCUUCAUCUCAUCUGUUAUCAAAUGACAAGAAUCAAAGCAUCAGAAUAGACCAGCUGUUCAGUCCUGACUGUGAUGGAAACACACCGAAAACUGUGAUUCUCAGUGGUGAUUCUGGAAGAGGGAAAUCCUUAACGCUACAGAAGAUCAUGUUGGACUGGGCAUCUGGAGAACUUUACUCUAAAAACUUUGAUGUAAUGUUUCUGUUUAAGUGUGAAGAGCUGAAGUGUAUUUCUGAGCAUAUGAGCUUAUUUGAGCUUUUGAGCUGGAGUUGCAGUUUAACAUUGGAUCAGAUCUCACAGAUACUGGAGUUAACACCAGAGAAAGUCCUCUUCCUCAUUGAUGGAAUUGAUGAGUAUGUAUUUCAUCCCCCCAGUCAUUCGAUGUUACUACUCACUAAUCCAUCCGAUAGAGCCCGACUUAUGGACAUUCUUAGGAGUGUGUUAAAGGGAAUCUUACUGCCUGAGUCAUUCAUGCUUGUCACCACAAGAUCUGUAGCUGCUGAUACAGUGAUGAAUCUCCUCAAGGGUCCUCAGCGUUUCACUGAGAUUAUGGGCUUCUCUGAGAGAGGGGUGCAGGAGUACUUCCAGAAGUUCUUUCAAGAUGAGCGGCUCUUCAGGAAAACAUAUGAGAGUCUGAAAGCAAAUGAAAGCCUCCUGACUGCCUGCUCUGUGCCUUUGCUGUGUUGGAUGGUCUGUUUUUGUCUGAAGAAACACUUCACAGAUGAUGAUCAUGUGAUGAGAGAACUAAAGACAACCACCUCCAUAUAUGUGCACUUUGUGUCCACUCUACUGGAGCAUCAUGACCAGAGUCAGUCUGUCCUCACCAUGCUGAGGAGUCUGGGUCAGCGGGCAGAGGAAGGGUUGAAGAAGAGAGAAGGUCUUUUUGUACAGAAGAGUGUGACUGUGACUGGCUUAGAUCCUGCUACUAGUGUGUUCUUGUAUAAAGAUAGUUUGAAAAGAAAUAACAGACAGGUGCCAGUGUUCAAGUUUAUGCAUCCCAGCUUUCAGGAGUUCUUCACAGGUCUUUUUUAUGUUUUACUGGAUAAAGAACAGUCCUGGGGGAAAGUCACAGAGCUGCUGAACUCCCUGAAAAUGAAGGGUAUAAUCAAUAGGCCUUCUCCAGAAAGAAGAUCAAAUCCCAUCCCUUCAGUCAUGAUGUUUCUCUGUGGUCUCUUAAAUGAGAAGGCAAGCAGCUCACUCUUUGAAAUGAUCGAGUGGACUGUUCCUCAAAUCAUAAAACUGAAGAUAAACCUGCAGGAAAGUGUUCUUACAGUGAGAAGACAGCAUGGAUGUGAACUGUUUGCUCUGCGCUGUCUCUAUGAGCUCCAGGAUGAGAAAGUUGUGAGGAGAGCUUUAGGAGAUUGGGUAUCCAUGGAUCUGUCUAACGUUUCCCUGAGGAGCACAGACUGUUGGGUGCUGCUGUACUGUCUUCAGUGCUGUUCACACAUCAGAGACCUGAACCUCAUGUACUGUGAUUUAACAGCCGAGAAACUCAAGAUUCUUCAGCCAGCACUCUGUAUGUGUAAGACUAUGAGGUUGUCAGUGGAGCACUUGUCAGAAGUUGAAGAUUUGAUCCAGAUUCUUGGUGAAUCGAAAAUCCUGAGAGAACUGAAAGUACAGGAGGAUGAGAGCAGUGCUAAGAGUCCUAGAUGGUCACUUAACUUGUCAAUCACUCGUGGAGAUGCCUUGUUAUCUUUGAGCUCCUCAGAGAAGAAUCCGUCAUUCCUAGCAGCCUUAAACAUCAGUAUUACAUGUCCACAGUCAGAGAUUUCCAGCUUUGACUGGUCACUCUUCUUACAGAGACUCAGCAAGGCAGCAAAAGUAGCAGAAGAUUCUUCAGCUCUACAUGAGCGUGUCAGUUUGCUACUGUCUUCAUUUCACUUUGUGGGUUUGAAGACGUUGGAUCUAAAGCUGGUCAGUCUGAAUGAAAGCUGGGCUUCUGGGAUAAUUUCCCUGGUCCAGACCUGCACCAAUCUACAGCAGCUCAGUGUCUGUGCUGAUUUGCUGUUAGAAGAGGGAGUCAUGCUGCUGAAGAAAUCACUGACAGAUCCACACUGCACUGUGAUCAUUGAAGGGAGGAAGUGCAGUAAACCCACUGACUAUUGCAAAGAACUGGACUGCAGUCACAGCUGUUAUGAAAAAGUUCAUUUCAAACCAAAAGUUUUGGAACAGCUGAAGAAGUUGAACAUAUCUGAGCCUGAACCCUCUGGACUGAAUCUUCAGCCGCUCCCAGUGUGUCAGUCUUGUGUUCACAUUGUUGACUCUGAUCAGUGGGUUCAGGUGGAGCCGUUAGCCUGUACAGAUGAAGGAGGGUCAGAGUUCAGGAUCAGCACCCCGGCGGGUCGAUUCGAGUGCAGCAGGACUAGAAUGCAAUGGGUCUGUGCUGGUGACGUCACUCUCCAGUACCGUGCAGUGGAUGGACGUUUCCUCAGUGAAGAGCUGGAGAGGCUUCAGUGUGAGCGAAUUGGUCCUGUGAUUGAUGUGACCGUGAUCUCAGGGAAACUGGAGGAGGCCCAUCUACCUCAUUACGCCUGUUUAGCAGAGUCAGACCCCUGUCUCAAAUAUGCUGUAAAAGUCCUCAGCGUCAAAGAUGAGGUAGUGAUCUUGAAAUCAGUGGAGCUGACUUGUUUUCAUGCCAAAAUACUCAAACCAUCCAUUUGGCCUACCACAGUUAUUAAAGAAAAAGGCAUCCCUGUUGAACAACAUUUAGAUCUUCUUAUCUUCAUGACAAACGAGGAUCCUCUUAUUCUCCAUGUCUACUUUCUUCCACUGUUUGAUACUUUUUCAAAGGAAAAAAUUAAGCAGGAAGAAACAGCAAAUAAUCCUCAUGCCCUUGAAAUUGAGCACCCUAGCCCUAGCAUGAAAAUUCAAAUGGACACACCACACGUUCUUAAAGUAUCCGGUGCCAGUGUACAUCCCGAAGAAGGGAUUACAUUUUUAAGCAGUAUUCACCCAGUCUUCUUCAAAAUCAAACGAGACAUAGAUGGGGACGUUCAGAUGACUCUCAUCAAACAGCAGCACGAAAUGUUUGUGUGGAAAACAAUCAUUUGGAAAGACAAACUUAAUCAGAAAAAAAAAGAAAUGAGAGAUUUAAUUGCCAGGUUUGGCAGGUUGUCCACAGAAAUGAGAAAGCACAUCCCUGAAGGACAGAAGCAGAAGCCACGGAAAGGUUGGAGUGACAUAAUUCUUCACUAUAAAGCAUCAGUCAUUGAUAAAUGUAAGUUUGUGAAAGAGUGUAAUCUUCCAUCUAAUGAACAUGUGGAGCUGGCAGGCCGUUAUACUGAACCAAUGAUCAUUCAGAAGAGCAAAGAGCAGAAUCAGAAAUACUAUCGUGAACAUGUGAGGUCUGCACAUGCUUCUGGAUUGAAUACAUCCUCUCAACUUUUAUCAAAUGACAAGAAUCACAGCAUCAGAAUAGACCAGCUGUUCAGUCCCAACAGUGAUGGAAAAACACCAAAAACUGUGAUUCUCAGUGGAGAUUCUGGAAGAGGAAAAUCCUUCAUGUUACAGAAGAUCAUGUUGGACUGGGCAUUUGGAAAACUUUACUACAAAAACUUUGAUGUAGUUUUCCUAUUGAAGUGUGAAGACCUGAAGUGUAUUUCUGAGGAGAUGAGCCUGAGUGAGCUCUUGAGCUGGAGUUGCAGUUUAAGAUCAGAUCAGAUCUCACAGAUACUGGAGUUAACACCAGAGAAAGUCCUCAUCCUCAUUGAUGGAAUUGAUGAGUAUGUAUUUCAUCCCCCCAGUCAUUCGAUGUUACUACUCACUAAUCCAUCCGAUAGAGCCCGACCUAUGGACAUUCUUAGGAGCAUCUUGAGGAAAUUAUUGCUCCCUGAGUCAUUCAUGCUUGUCACCACAAGAUCGAUAGCUGCUGAUACAGUGAUGAAUCUCCUCAAGGGUCCUCAGCGUUUCACUGAGAUUGUGGGCUUCUCUGAGAGAGGGGUGCAGGAGUACUUCCAGAAGUUCUUUCAGGAUGAGAAACUCUUCAGGAAAACAUAUGAGAGUGUGAAGAUAAAUGAAAGCCUCCUGACUGCCUGCUCUGUGCCUUUACUGUGUUGGAUGGUCUGUUUUUGUCUGAAGAAACACUUCACAGAUGAUGAUCGUGUGAUGAGAGAACUAAAGACAACCACCUCCAUAUAUGUGCACUUUGUGUCCACUCUACUGGAGCAUCAUGACCAGAGUCAGUCUGUCCUCACCAUGCUGAGGAGUCUGGGUCUGCUGGCAGAGGAAGGGAUGAAGAAGCGAGAAGGUCUUUUUGUACAGAAGAGUGUGACUGUGACUGGCUUAGAUCCAGCUACUAGUGUGUUCUUGUAUAAAGAUAGUUUGAAAAGAAUUAACAGACAGGUGCCAGUGUUCAAGUUUAUGCAUUUCAGCUUUCUGGAGUUUUUCACUGCUCUUUAUUAUGUUUUACUGGAUAAAGAACAGUCCUGGCGGAAAGUCAAAGAGCUGCUGAACUCACUGAAAAUGAAGGGUAUAAUCAAUAGGUCUUCUCCAGAAAGAAGAUCAAAUCCCAUCCCUUCAGUCAUGAUGUUUUUCUGUGGUCUCUUAAAUGAGGAGGUGAGCAGCUCACUCUUUGAAAUGAUCAAGUGGACUGUUCCUCAAAUCAUAAAACUGAAGAUAAACCUGCAGGAAAGUGUUCUCACAAUGAGAAGACAGCAUGGAUGUGAACUGUUUGCUCUGCGCUGUCUGUAUGAGCUCCAGGAUGAGGAAGUUGUGAGGAGAGCUUUAGGAGAUUGGCUGAAUCUGUAUAACGUUUCCCUGAGGAGCACAGACUGUUGGGUGCUGCUGUACUGUCUUCAGUGCUGUCCACACAUCAGAGACCUGAACCUCAUGUACUGUGAUUUAACAGCCGAGAAACUCAAGAUUCUUCAGCCAGCGCUUUGUAUGUGUGAGACUCUAAGGUUGUCUGUAAAGCACCUGUCAGAAGUUGGAGAUUUGAUCCAGAUUCUUGGUAAAUCUAAAUUCUUGAAAAAAAUGAGGGUUCAGGAAAGCGAGAACAGUGCUAAGAGUCCCAGAUGGUCACUUGAUCUGUCAGUCACUCAUGGAGAUGUUCUGUUGACUUUGAGCUCCUCAGAGAAGAACCCAUCAUUUCCAGCAGUCUUAAACAUCAGUCUUACAUGUCCACAAUCAGAGAUAUCCAGCACUGACUGGACACUCUUCUUACAGAGACUCAGCAAGGCAAGAAAAGUAGCAGAAGAUUCUUCAUCUCUUGAUGAGCAUGUCAGUUUGCUGCUGUCUUCAUUUCACACUGUGGGUUUGAAGACGUUGAAUCUGAAGCUGGUCAGUCUGAAUGAGAGCUGGGCUUCUGGGAUUAUUUUCCUCGCCCAGACCUGCACCAGUCUACAGGAGCUCAGUGUCAGUGUCACUGGAUUGCUUUUGGAGGAGGGGCUCAUGAUACUGAAGAAAUCACUGACGGAUCCACACUGCACUGUGAUCAUUGAAGGGAGGAAGUGCAGUAAAUCCACUAACCGCUGCAAAGAACAGGACUGGAGUCACAGCUGUAAUGAGAAAGUGGAGAUUCACUUCAGACCAAAGGUUUUGAAAAAGCUGGAAGAGCCGACCAUCUCUGACUCUGAACCGUCUGGACUGAAUCUUCAGCCGCUCCCAGUGUGUCAGUCUUGUGUUCACAUUGUUGACUCUGAUCAGUGGGUUCAGGUGGAGCCGUCAGUCUGUACAGAUGAAGGAGGGUCAGAGUUCAGGAUCAGCACCCCGGCGGGUCGAUUCGAGUGCAGCAGGACCAGAAUGCGAUGGGUCUGUGCUGGUGACGUCACUCUCCAGUACCGUGCAGUGGAUGGACGUUUCCUCAGAGCAGAGCUGGAGAGACUUCAGUGUGAGCGAAUUGGUCCUGUGAUUGAUGUGACAGUGAUCUCAGGGAAACUGGAGGAGGCUCAUCUGCCUCAUUACGCCUGUUUAGCAGAGUCUGACCCCUCUCUCAGAGAUGCUGUGAAGCUCCUCAGUGUUGAAGAUGAGGGAAUAUCCUUGGAAUCAGUGGAGCUGACUCGUUUUCAUGCCAAAAUACUCCAACCAUCUUUUUCUCCUAAAACGGUGCUUAUGAAACUAGGGAUACCAGUAAAAGUUCACUGUGAUCUACUGAUCUUCAUGACACAAAAGAACCCCAUCAUUCUCCAUGCGUAUUUUUUCCCAUCAGAUUCACUUUUUAAAGAAAAAAUUAAAACAGAGGAAAAACUGAGUCAUCCAAUCAAGUGUUCAAGACCUGAAACCCCACUGCGGAUGAAGAAACAACACAGUCUUGAGGUUCCUGGCGCUUCUGUCCAACCCGAAGCAAUCAAAUUAAGAGGAGACAUUGAGCCAAACUUCUUUCAGGUCAAACAUCCUGUGGUCGAUGACAUCAAUAUGUCUCUCAGCCGAGUGGAUGAUCAGAAAUCAGUUUGGACUGCAACGAUUUGGAAAGAAUUAAUCAACAUGCAUCCAAACAGGACUGAGACUUUGUUUCAAUCUGGACAAAACCAAAAUGCACCACGAUUGACUGUCAACUUUGAUAAAGUUCAGUUUUUUGAUAGAAAUUGGUGUGCUCUUAUUAAAAGUGUUGAGAAUGUGAAUAACAUCGCAGACAAACUGCUGCAGAAGCAAAUCAUUCAUGAAGAAUUAUAUUCUGAAAUCACACAUCCUAAUUCAACCAGUGAAGCCAGCAUGAGGAAGAUCUGCAGCACAGUGCGUAAAGGUAGUGACACUGUGAAAGAAAUGUUCAUCUCCAUUCUUCUGGAAGAAGAUCCCGACCUUUUAAAUCAUCUGCCUUUACCUGAAUCUUAACCUUUUUUGCUCUAUGAUUCUACAUUGUAUUUUACAUAAUUUGGGAAAUGAUGUAAACUACAAAAGACCAAUGCACUGGAGAGCUCGCCUUACUAUACUGCAGCUUUUGGAGAACAGUAUUUUAGCAAAUCAUAUUCACUGUUAAAGAACAUUCAAAUGCUCUGCUUGUCUUUAAAAAUGAAAGGGGAAAAACCGUUGCAAUAUAUUUUCCUGUCAGAUAAGAACACUGAAUAAUGUGAAUGCCAAAUAUUUCUGUACAGGUUCAUUUCAGUUGUGUUGUAAUGCUUGACGGUUCGUGACAUAUCCUUGGAAGAACUCUGCAUUUGCCAUUGUGACUUACCUAUGAUGAAUUUACGGCUGAGCGCAGACAUUUCACUCAUGUUGGAUGCAUCAACGUCACAUUUACAUAGGCCGUAUUAUUUGAAUUCGUGACUGGUAGAUGGAAUUAUAAAAUAACAAUUUCAAAAAAGCGUUUCUGUUCAGAACUAUAAAAUUUGAUUUCAUUUCUGUUUCUGGUUAUGUUCCUGUCAAAAUUUCUAUCGUUUCUGUUUUCGUUCCUUGAACUGGUUCAGAGCCCUGGUGCAGACAGACAAUAUUAAGAAAAGGGAAAAAAUGAUGUAAGAAUUAGGAAAAAUGGGAUUAACAGGAAUAAAGGAUUUAUUGGAAUGGGGUGAAUGAACAGGCAAAAGAACAGGACUGGUGAGGAGAAUAUGAUUUAAUGAACAUUACAGGGUAAACUAGUGGCCAUAGUGCAACACAUUUGGAUGCAAACUGCCAUUAAAUCCCAAAGAAGAAGAAGAACUCAGUAGAGAAAGAAACUGAAACUUAAGAGUUGUUGAGCUGUUAUAGGCAAUGUCUCUAUGUAAAAUGUGAACGGCAGAAGCAUUUAGGCUAUUUCUUGAAAUCCUGAUACCAUGACUGGAAAUAUCCGGUGACCACACUUUUUGCAUUGGAUGUCUUACUGGAACCUUCAUUUUAUUUAAGAAUAAAGUUGU
Molecule: messenger RNA, 8122 nt
Organism: Onychostoma macrolepis
Lineage: Eukaryota; Metazoa; Chordata; Actinopteri; Cypriniformes; Cyprinidae
Product: NACHT, LRR and PYD domains-containing protein 1 homolog
Exons: 19
Coding region: 108-7127 (2339 amino acids)
Biological process (GO): regulation of apoptotic process
Cellular component (GO): cytoplasm
Molecular function (GO): ATP hydrolysis activity
Source: RefSeq, a predicted model, not a curated record